AUGAUCAACAAUUUCUCGCAGACUGAAGCUGUGGAGCUCUGUUAUGAGAACGUGAAUGGGUCCUGCAUUAAAACCCAUUACUCGCCUGGGCCUCGGGCAAUUCUCUAUGCAGUCCUGGGAUUUGGGGCUGUGCUGGCAGUGUUUGGAAACUUACUGGUCAUUAUUGCCAUCCUUCACUUCAAGCAACUGCACACGCCGACCAACUUUCUGAUUGCGUCCCUGGCCUGCGCUGACUUCUUGGUGGGAGUGACCGUGAUGCCCUUCAGCACAGUGAGGUCUGUGGAGAGCUGCUGGUACUUCGGGGAGAGUUAUUGUAAAUUUCAUACUUGCUUCGACACCUCCUUUUGCUUUGCGUCUUUAUUUCAUUUAUGCUGUAUCUCUAUUGAUAGAUAUAUUGCUGUUACUGAUCCACUGACCUAUCCAACCAAGUUUACUGUAUCAGUUUCAGGAAUAUGUAUUGUCCUCUCUUGGUUCUUCUCUGUAACAUAUAGUUUUUCUAUAUUUUACACUGGGGCCAAUGAAGAAGGUAUCGAAGAAUUAGUCGUCGCUCUCACUUGUAUAGGGGGCUGUCAGGCACCAUUGAAUCAAAAUUGGGUCCUGCUCUGUUUCCUUCUAUUCUUUGUACCCACUGUUGCGAUGGUCUUUAUAUAUGGUAAGAUAUUCUUGGUGGCAAAGUAUCAGGCUAGGAAGAUAGAAAGCACCGCCAGCCAAGGGCAGUCUUCCUCAGAGAGUUACAAGGAAAGGGUGGCAAAGAGAGAGAGGAAGGCUGCUAAGACGUUGGGAAUUGCCAUGGCAGCGUUCCUUGUUUCUUGGCUCCCCUACAUUAUCGAUGCCGUGAUUGAUGCUUAUCUGAAUUUCAUAACUCCACCCUACGUUUAUGAGAUUUUAGUGUGGUGUGUCUACUAUAACUCGGCAAUGAACCCCUUGAUAUACGCUUUCUUUUACCCAUGGUUUCGGAAGGCAAUCAAACUUAUUGUAAGUGGAAAAGUGUUAAGGAGUGACUCAUCCACAAUUAAUUUGUUCACUGAGGACGCAGGUACAGAUUGA
Messenger RNA from Echinops telfairi (small Madagascar hedgehog), 1047 nucleotides. Its product is annotated as trace amine-associated receptor 9. The record is from RefSeq and is a predicted model, not a curated record. The transcript has a single exon. Bases 1 to 1047 code for a protein of 348 amino acids. Gene Ontology annotation, biological process: G protein-coupled receptor signaling pathway. Gene Ontology annotation, cellular component: membrane. Lineage: Eukaryota; Metazoa; Chordata; Mammalia; Afrosoricida; Tenrecidae. Gene Ontology annotation, molecular function: trace-amine receptor activity.